Coccinella septempunctata (seven-spotted ladybird) is the source of this 1919-nucleotide messenger RNA. Its product is annotated as FGGY carbohydrate kinase domain-containing protein. The coding region runs from base 121 to 1758 and encodes 545 amino acids. Gene Ontology annotation, biological process: carbohydrate metabolic process. The record is from RefSeq and is a predicted model, not a curated record. NCBI's taxonomy places the organism in Eukaryota, Metazoa, Arthropoda, Insecta, Coleoptera, Coccinellidae. The transcript is spliced from 8 exons. Gene Ontology annotation, molecular function: kinase activity; phosphotransferase activity, alcohol group as acceptor.
UACAUAGUAGUUAUCACUCUCGCCUUUGAUUCGACCUUGGCAUAGUGAAUCUAGUUAAUCGGUCUGGAAAAAUAUUCUUUCGAAUGUCUUAGCAUUCCAUAGGGAAUUUGGUUGAAUAAAAUGUCGCUAGAUUUUUUCAUUGGGGUGGAUGUUGGUACCGGUAGUGCCAGGGCCGGACUAGUUUCAACUGAGGGAAAAGUUGUGCGGUCAAGUGUAGCUAAAGUAAGGACAUGGAAUCCUAAGUCAGAUUUCUAUGAGCAGAGCUCUGUGGAUAUUUGGUCAGCAUGCGUGAAAUGCAUAAAGGAGGUCGCAAGGGGUGUGAAUCCUGAAAAUAUAAAAGGAAUUGGAUUCGAUGCUACUUGCUCCUUAGUUUGCUUAGAUAGCGAAGGAAAACCAUUGCCCAUAAGCCAAACAGGGGAUAAUAACCGUAAUGUUAUUUUAUGGAUGGACCACAGAGCAAGGGCAGAAGCAGAAGAAAUAAAUUCCAAACAGCACCAGCUACUUAAAUAUGUAGGUGGAAAGAUCUCCUUGGAAAUGGAAACUCCCAAGCUUUUAUGGCUCAAGAGGAAUCUUUUUGAGACCUGUUGGAAGAAAGCUGCAUACUUUUUCGAUCUUCCUGAUUAUCUUACAUGGAUGGCGACUGAAAAUGAUACUAGAUCCUUGUGUUCUCUUGUAUGCAAAUGGACUUAUGAGGCAUCCGAAGAUGGAAGCCAUAAAUGGAACCCGUCAUAUUUCCAACAGAUAGGACUAGAUGAUCUUGAAACGAAUAAUUGGAAAAAAAUUGGAUCCUUUGUUCAAAAUCCCGGCUCUGCAGUGAAUAAUGGCCUGUGCAAGAAGGCUGCAGAAGAACUGGGGCUUAAAAUUGGUACUCCAAUUGGAACAUCCAUGAUUGACGCUCACGCGGGAGCUCUAGGAAUGAUUGGAUGUUCAAUAAAUGGUUUAGACGAAGAUUUUUCAUCGAAACUCGGUUUGAUUUGCGGGACUUCAACUUGCCAUAUGGCUGUCUCUAAGGUUCCUGUGUUUUGCCAGGGAGUUUGGGGACCAUAUUAUAGUGCUGUCAUUCCUGGUAUGUGGUUGAACGAAGGAGGUCAAAGUGCUACAGGAAAAUUGAUAGACCAUAUCAUAGAAACACAUCCAGCAACCGCGGAAAUUCAAACGAGGAUCGGAGAAAAGCAUAUUCAAGAAUACCUUUCGGAACUAUUGGAGAGGAUGGCGAAAAGAGAAAAUUUGAAAUCACCCAACUUGUUAACCAGUAAUCUUCACGUGUGGCCUGAUUUCCACGGAAACCGAUCCCCUUUAGCCGAUCCUGGGUUGAGAGGUUCCGUUGUCGGAUUAACUCUUGGAAAUUCUGAGGAAGACUUGGCUCUACUCUACAUGGCUAUAAUUCAGGCAUUAUCCUAUGGUACACGGCACAUUAUAGAAUGCUUGAGAGAUUCAGGGCACAAUUUGAAAACGAUUCUUAUUUGUGGAGGUCUGAGCAAGAAUAAACUUUUUGUGAAAACCCAGGCAGACGUUGCAAAACUACCAGUGGUAUGUCCGGAUGAGCCGGAGGCUGUUCUUCUAGGUUCCGCUAUUUUGGCCGCUUCAGCUGCGGGUUAUUUCGGAGAUAUGAAAGCUGCUAUCAGAAGAAUGGGAGGCAGUGGAACAGUGAUUCACCCCAAUAUAGAUUUAGCCAAUUUUCACGAUAAAAAGUAUAAGGUAUUUCUGAAAAUGUACAAAGAUCAAAUGGAAUAUAGGCGGAUUAUGGACGCGGAAUGAUUGAAUACUAGGAUGACACGAAGUUAGUAAAAUUGAUAUAGGUAGUGAGAUUUAAACUCUCAAUAACUGUCAAGAAAUAUUCAAAUUUUAAUGAUUUCUCGUGUUGAUAGUUCAUUAUGUAAUUUCACUCUUUUUCAAUAUUCAAGGAAAUUGUUUGGGAU